Nicrophorus vespilloides is the source of this 1632-nucleotide messenger RNA. RefSeq names its product solute carrier family 35 member E1 homolog. The record is from RefSeq and is a predicted model, not a curated record. Gene Ontology annotation, cellular component: Golgi apparatus. NCBI's taxonomy places the organism in Eukaryota, Metazoa, Arthropoda, Insecta, Coleoptera, Silphidae. Gene Ontology annotation, molecular function: antiporter activity. The transcript has 4 exons. Bases 77 to 1204 code for a protein of 375 amino acids.
ACGUUUUCCUGCUGACAGUUCGUUCGUUGUGGUUGUGUCAAGCUGACAGCUGUUAGGUGUGCAGCAGUUUGCCAGCAUGGCUGACCGUAAACAAACGAGGGAAGUGCUCACCGUGCUGGGUCUGUGCAUCCUGUGGUACGCCGUCAGCUCCAGCAACAAUGUCAUCGGUAAAAUGGUUCUCAACGUGUUUCCAUAUCCGCUUACCAUGACGAUGGUCCAGCUGCUCUCCAUCACCGUCUACUCGGGACCCCUGUUCAAUAUGUGGGGCGUCCGCAAGUACGUGGACAUCUCCUGGCGGUACUACUUCCGUCUGAUAGUGCCACUGGCCUUCGGCAAGUUCUUCGCCUCUGUGUUCUCGCAUGUGAGCAUCUGGAAGGUGCCCGUCUCCUAUGCCCAUACAGUAAAGGCUACGAUGCCUCUGUUCACUGUGAUCCUCUCCAGGUUGAUCAUGAAGGAGAAGCAAACGUAUAAAGUCUACUUCAGCUUGAUCCCGAUCAUAGCUGGGGUGGCUGUGGCCACAGUGACUGAAAUAAGCUUCGACAUGGUGGGAUUAGUGAGCGCGUUGGCUGCCACAAUGGGAUUCUCUCUGCAGCAUAUCUUCUCGAAGAAGGUGCUGCAUGACACGGGUAUACAUCAUCUCAGGUUACUCCACAUACUGGGCAGGCUGGCCCUGUUCAUGUUCCUACCGAUAUGGCUGUGCAUCGAUCUAUAUAGUUUAAUUCACAACGCUUCUGAGACUCUCAGCGAGAGCAGAGUGUUGAUGCUGUUGUUCGCCGAUGGUGUGCUGAAUUGGCUGCAGAACAUCAUCGCGUUCAGCGUACUCUCUUAUGUAACUCCUUUAACGUACGCGGUGGCGAACGCCAGCAAAAGGAUCUUCGUGAUUGCCGUCUCGCUGUUCAUCCUGGGCAAUCCCGUGACGGGUACGAACAUCUUCGGGAUGCUCUUGGCCAUCUUAGGCGUUCUCCUCUACAACAAGGCCAAGUACGACGCUAAGCAGAAGCAGACGUUGCUUCCUUACAGCAGCCAAAAGAGUUGGCAGGUGCGGAGCGGUUACACCAUGUACUCGACGAACAACACCAACGGUUUCACCCAUUCCCACAUAAACGGGUUCACGCCGAACGGUAAGCCAACAACAACAACAACAACCAAUGCGAACGGUCUCAACAACAAUUACAACAGCAACAAGAAUUUGCUCUUCAUAUGAGGCUCGAAACCCCUCUUAACUAAAUUGAAAUUCUAGCUCAAUUACAAGUCCCAUCGCCCUUUCCCAAAUCUCCUCAUAAUUUUAAGUACUAUUUCAACAAGCAAACAGAUUCUCCUCCGUACGGAUUAAGCAAUAAACGGAUAUUCUCUCAACCUAUCCAAAAUAGCAAUAACACUCGAUCAUCUCAACUACUAGCAGCAGACAACUCCGAAUACUACUUAAAUUAAGUAACAAACGACUUUAGUGCGCGUCGGGAUAAGACAACAACAACAACUGUGUUCUGUUAUGUUCUCUCAUCAACGAUUGAUCUUUGUUAUGUACAUAGGAUUAUUUAUUUUUCUAUUUUUUAACUUCUUAUAUACUUUCAGUAUUCGUAUCAAUUGGAACGUAAAAUUUCGUAAUUAUUUAUAUUUGAUUUACGUAAGAUU